Oryctolagus cuniculus (rabbit) is the source of this 4192-nucleotide messenger RNA. RefSeq names its product interferon regulatory factor 2 binding protein like (gene IRF2BPL). Gene Ontology annotation, molecular function: transcription corepressor activity. Gene Ontology annotation, cellular component: nucleus. NCBI's taxonomy places the organism in Eukaryota, Metazoa, Chordata, Mammalia, Lagomorpha, Leporidae. Gene Ontology annotation, biological process: regulation of transcription by RNA polymerase II. The record is from RefSeq and is a predicted model, not a curated record.
UCCACAGAGGAAGUGUAAAGGGGGGGGGGGACUGGUGCAGAGCAUGGCGGUGACGUCAGCGCUCCGCCCGGGCGGCAUCCCGCGCGGCCAAGCCGGGGACAGCGCGAGCCGCAGCCCGAGCAGGAGCGCCGAGACGCGCCUCCGGAACGUAGAGUAACAAUCACAACCCCACAUUCCGGGCGAGCGCGAGCGGGAAGGGAUGCGACCCGGGCCGAGGCGCCGCGCGAGCGCCCUGCAGCCGACGUGAGCGCCGCCAGCCGCGGCGGCCCGGGGGCGGUGGGAGCCUGCCUGCCUGCCUGCGUGCGUGCGCCCCUCUCCUCGGCUCGUGUGCGUCCUGGAAACGGUGGCCGUGGCGGCUCCCUCCGGCGCACAGAGCCAGCCGCCGCCCGCGGAACGGCAGACGCUGCGGAGGGGAGAAGCGCCUCGCCCGGCUGCCACCCCCUGCCCCGGCCCUCCGGGGAAGCAGCGGCUUCAGCAAGACUGGAUCUGGGCACCGGGUGGCACAGCCCUCGAGCCCUCGCCCCGGGGAGCCCGGCGGGGAGAGAGGACGCGGCUCGCAGGGGGGCCCCCCGGGGGAAAGGAAGAGGCAGCCCCUUCGCAGCUUCCACGCAGCGGCCGCGCCGGGGAGGGGGCCAAGAGGCAGCGACGGCCAGCACGGGGCACCCUCGCCCCCUCCCCCCGGGCCCGGAGCUUCCACCCUCGGUCCGCGGCACCAGGAAGAAGGCGCCCUCGCCCCUCUCCCGACACGACCGCCGCAGUAGGAGGUGGGGGCGAGCAGCAGGCUGAGCGUGUCCGCCGCCCCGGCGGUGGAGCCCCCACGGAGAGGCGCAGCGCCCGCGGCGGAGACUCGCGCUGCCUCCAGCCCCCGGGGCAGAACUUUCUCGCCCCCCCUCCCCCCUCCCCCGCAGCCGGACUCCCUCCCCGGCCAGCCCGUCCUCCCGGAGAAGGCGCCGCGGAACCAGCCCGGGCGGGGGCCUACCUUCCCCAGGGUCGGCAUCAUGUCGGCGGCGCAGGUGUCCUCGUCCCGGAGACAAUCCUGCUACCUGUGCGACCUGCCUCGCAUGCCCUGGGCCAUGAUCUGGGACUUCUCGGAACCCGUAUGCCGCGGAUGCGUCAACUACGAGGGCGCCGACCGCAUCGAGUUCGUGAUCGAGACGGCGCGCCAGCUGAAGCGGGCGCACGGCUGCUUCCAGGACGGCCGCUCCCCGGGGCCGCCGCCGCCCGUCGGGGUCAAGACGGUGGCCCUGUCGGCCAAGGAGGCGGCGGCGGCGGCGGCGGCGGCAGCUGCGGCGGCGGCCGCGCAGCAGCAACAGCAGCAGCAGCAACAGCAGCAACAGCAGCAGCUCAACCACGUCGACGCCUCCAGCAAGCCCGCGGUGCUGGCCGCCCCGUCCGGCCUGGAGCGCUAUGGCCUGAGCGCCGCCGCCGCCGCCGCCGCCGCCGCCGCGGUGGAACAGCGCACCCGCUUCGAGUAUCCGCCGCCGCCUGUGAGCCUGGGCAGCAGCGGGCACACCGCGCGGCUGCCCAACGGCCUGGGCGGCCCAAACGGCUUCCCCAAGCCGGCGCCAGAGGAGGGACCCCCGGAGCUGAACCGGCAGAGCCCCAACUCCUCGUCGGCGGCGGCGGCGUCGGCGGCGUCUCGGCGUGGCACGCACAGUGGGCUGGUGACGGGGCUCCCCAACCCCGGGGGUGGCGGGGGGCCCCAGCUCACCGUGCCCCCCAACCUGCUGCCGCAGACGCUGCUUAAUGGCCCGACCAGCGCCGCCGUGCUGCCGCCGCCCCCGCCCCACGGACUCGGCAGCAGGGGACCCCCGACGCCCGCGCCCCCAGGCGCCCCCGGGGGCCCCGCUUGCCUGGCCGGCGCCGCGGGCGUAGCGGCCGCGUCGUCCUCAGCGUCGUCCUCGACCUCGUCGUCCGUGGCUGAGGUGGGCGUGGGCGCUGGCGCCAAGAGGCCCGGCUCGGUGUCGAGCACGGACCAGGAGCGGGAGCUCAAGGAAAAGCAGCGUAACGCCGAGGCCCUGGCCGAGCUGAGCGAGAGCCUGCGCAACCGCGCCGAGGAGUGGGCCAGCAAGCCCAAGAUGGUGCGCGACACGCUGCUCACGCUGGCCGGCUGCACGCCGUACGAGGUGCGCUUCAAGAAGGACCACUCGCUGCUGGGCCGCGUCUUCGCCUUCGACGCCGUCUCCAAGCCCGGCAUGGACUACGAGCUGAAGCUCUUCAUCGAGUACCCCACGGGCUCCGGCAACGUGUACUCCAGCGCGUCCGGGGUGGCCAAGCAGAUGUACCAGGACUGCAUGAAGGACUUCGGCCGCGGCCUCUCCUCCGGCUUCAAGUACCUGGAGUACGAGAAGAAGCACGGCUCCGGCGACUGGCGCCUGCUAGGGGACCUGCUGCCUGAGGCCGUGCGCUUCUUCAAAGAGGGCGUGCCCGGCGCCGACAUGCUGCCCCAGCCCUACCUGGACGCCAGCUGCCCCAUGCUGCCCACGGCGCUCGUGAGUCUGAGUCGCGCCCCCAGCGCGCCUCCGGGGACGGGGGCCCUGCCGCCAGCCGCGCCCUCGGGCCGGGGCACAGCCGCCAGCCUUCGCAAGAGGAAGGCGUCCCCCGAGCCCCCAGACUCGGCUGAGGGCGCGCUGAAGCUGGGCGAGGAGCAGCAGAGGCAGCAGUGGAUGGCGAACCAGAGCGAGGCUUUGAAGCUCACCAUGACCGCAGGGGGCUUUGCGGCGCCGGGACACGCGGCCGGGGGUCCGCCCCCUCCCCCGCCGCCGCCCCCGCCGCCGCCGCCCCUGGGACCCCAUUCCAACCGGACCACCCCGCCCGAGUCGGCCCCCCAGAACGGCCCGUCCCCCAUGGCCGCCCUCAUGUCGGUGGCCGACACUCUGGGCACCGCGCACUCGCCCAAGGACGGCAGCUCGGUGCAUUCUACCACUGCUUCGGCGCGGCGCAACAGCAGCAGCCCGGUGUCGCCGGCCUCCGUGCCAGGGCAACGCCGCUUGGCGUCGCGUAACGGGGACCUGAAUUUGCAGGUGGCGCCCCCGCCGCCUGCCGCCCACCCGGGCAUGGACCAAGUGCACCCCCAGAACAUUCCGGAUUCCCCCAUGGCCAACAGCGGACCCCUGUGCUGUACCAUUUGCCACGAACGCUUGGAGGACACGCAUUUCGUUCAGUGCCCAUCCGUCCCCAGCCACAAGUUCUGCUUCCCCUGUUCCAGAGAGAGCAUCAAGGCCCAGGGGGCCACCGGCGAGGUGUACUGCCCCAGCGGAGAGAAGUGCCCCCUGGUUGGGUCGAACGUACCGUGGGCCUUCAUGCAGGGCGAAAUCGCGACUAUCUUAGCGGGGGAUGUCAAAGUGAAAAAGGAAAGAGACCCUUGAGCCUCGGGGUCGCGGCCCCCUGCGCCCCAGACCGGCUCUUUCGCGAUCCGGAGGGCCCCUCCCCCGCCCCGCCCCUCCCCCCCAGGUGUAGAAUUGUGAAUAUAACAACUGCAAAAAGUUAGUCUUCUGUAUAGACGUUAUUUUCGUCGUCUGUUUCUAUAUUUUGAAACAAAGGUAUGUAGCUUCUUCAUUUGGAGGAUAAACUGGUUUGCGUUCAGCAGUAUAAUAUCGGUUGAAUCAUUUCCAUCACGUUGGUUCGCGUUGAUUUGGUGGCAGAAUGUUUGCCUAGGUACAGAAUUAAUAGCCCUUAGCAACGACUGCUGCUGGUGUGUAUUUUUGUAAAUGUUAUGCACUCUCUGAAAGGAAAAACACACAAAAGAAAAAGACUUUUUUUUUUUUUUUUUGCCAAGGCCAGUGUUGCUGCCUAAAAAGAAAAAAUAUAUAUGUUAUACAAUGGUGAGAGCUUCUUUCUAACCAGCCCCAAGUGUUGAAGUCUUCACUUUAGUUGGUUCAUUUCUGUUUUUGUUUUGUUUUCCUGUUUAGUUUGCAACAGUGGUAAGGGGGGUGCUGGGGGGGAUGGGUGUUUUCUGUUGCCAGUUCGUGGAGGGGGGAAAUGUUUCGGUUUGUUUCUGCUGACCUGAAUGUGCUGGGUCCUCACCGUGUUUUGUUUUUGCUUUAUCGAUGCACGGAUGCUUUUGAACCAGUAGAGCGAAAUGCUAGACAUGGAGAAUCUGCCGUUUGUCCUUUAUACAUUUCUGUAGUUAACACAACACUGUAAUGUGCCUUGGAGCUUAGUAACUUGUAAUAAAUUCAAUUGAUAUGAA